GAAGAGGCGACGGGGCAACCAGUCAGCCACCUCUCCUCCUCGCCGCGGUUUCCAUGGCGGCCACGCUCCUCCGCCGGGCGCUUCACCUCCGCCGUACCCUCCCCUCCGCUUCCUCCCGCGCUCUACUCCCAGCCGCCGCCAACCGCCUCCUCUCCACCCACCAGAACAACACCGCCAUCCCCAUCGACCUCUCCUCCGAUGAGAGCCGCCGCCGCCUCGUCAACAGUUUGAUGUACAGGAGCAAGCAGAGAGGGUUUCUGGAGCUGGACCUGGUGCUCGGGACCUGGGUAGAGCAGCACAUCCGCUCCAUGGACGAGCCCAACAUCCGAUCCCUGCUCCAAGUCCUCGACAUCGAGAACCCAGAUUUGUGGAAAUGGCUUACUGGCCAAGAGAAAGCACCAGAGGAUGUCAAUUCUAAUCCUGUAUUUGUUGCUAUUAAGUCGAAGGUCACGGAUAACCUGAGCAAGCACUCUUCUCCAGAGACCCGAUCAGCACCUGGUCAACCAUGGGUGCGAGGGUGGGAUGACAAGAGGGGCCUGGCUGGACCGAAGUAUGGAAACCAGUGAUGGGGUGCUCAAAUGAACUGUGGCAAUUUUUAUCCUAAGUAAGAUUGUUUUGUUAUCCUCGUUUUGACGAUGCCUGUGUAAAUAAAGUUAAUCAUGGCUAGUGAUGCGCCAUCGUCGAAGGAUUCGGGAUAUUGGAUUGUUACUGGAUGUGUGCUAAUAAUGUUUUCAUUGUUGAAGAAAAGGCAUUUGUAGUGGUGAAGUGUAACCAAAUGGAUCUCAUUGUUCCAGUUCCUAGUUAAUUCUGGAUGCACAAA
This is a messenger RNA of Lolium rigidum, 820 nucleotides long. RefSeq names its product succinate dehydrogenase assembly factor 2, mitochondrial-like. Lineage: Eukaryota; Viridiplantae; Streptophyta; Magnoliopsida; Poales; Poaceae. The record is from RefSeq and is a predicted model, not a curated record. The transcript has 4 exons. Gene Ontology annotation, cellular component: mitochondrion. Bases 54 to 566 code for a protein of 170 amino acids. Gene Ontology annotation, biological process: protein-FAD linkage; mitochondrial electron transport, succinate to ubiquinone; tricarboxylic acid cycle.